UCUCUCUCUCUCUCUCUCUCUCUCUCUCUCUCUCUCUCUCUCUCUUAUUUUUCGUUUGUUUCUCGAGAAAAUAAAAACCCUCUCCCAUUUCUUUUUUCCAAUUUUAUCGAAGAAAACUCUUGAACUCAAACUCAAAUUCGAUCGACCAUGGCUGCCGCAAAACCUCAGAGGACUCCACAGGAAGUGGAGGACAUAAUCAUCCGCAAAAUCUUUCUCGUGUCGAUCACCGAUUCCGCCGCGACUAACGCCGAUUCCAGAAACGUCUAUUUGGAGCUCACAGCGGCGGAGAUUCUUAGCGAAGGCAAGGACCUCCGCCUCUCGCGCGAUUUGAUGGAGCGAGUCCUCAUUGAUCGACUAUCCGGCGACUUUCCCGGCGUCGGAGAAUCCCCGUUCCAGUACCUCACCGGUUGCUACCACCGCGCGCAUGAGGAGGCAAAGAAAAUCGCCAACAUGAAGGACAAAACCCUCAGGUCGGAGAUGGAGGCGGUGGUGAAACAGGCCAAGAAACUGUGCGUCUCAUACUGCAGGAUUCACCUCGGCAAUCCGGAGCUGUUUCAGAACCGGAAUCAAAGUUCCGGUUCGGGAACCGCGUCGCCUCUGCUGCCACUGAUAUUCGCGGAGGUUGGCGGUGGCAUCGACGCGUUCGGAGGUAGCAGUGGUGGCGGAGGGCCAAAGAGUCCACCGGGGUUUCUUGAGGAGUUCUUUAGGGACUCGGAUUUUGACAGCCUGGACCCAAUCUUGAAAGGACUGUAUGAGGAGCUGAGAGGAAGUGUGAUGAAGGUUUCUGCUCUUGGGAACUUUCAGGACUCUUUGAGGGCUUUGUUGUUCUUGGUGAGAUUCCCUGUUGGUGCAAAGUCACUUGUGAGCCACGAGUGGUGGAUUCCCAAAGGGGUUUAUAUGAAUGGCCGUGCCAUUGAGAUGACCAGCAUUUUGGGUCCCUUCUUUCACAUUAGUGCUCUUCCUGAUCAAACCUUUUUCAGGAGCCAGCCUGACGUUGGACAACAGUGCUUUUCUGAUGCAUCAACUCGACGACCAGCAGAUUUAUUAUCUUCAUUCUCGACUAUCAAAACUGUCAUGAAUAAUUUGUAUGAUGGCCUGUAUGAAGUUCUCUUCAUUCUCCUUAAGAGUAAAGAUACUCGUGAUAGUGUACUUGAGUAUCUCGCCGAGGUGAUCAAUAUAAAUGCAUCCAGGGCUCAUAUACAGGUUGACCCUAUAACUUGUGCAAGUUCAGGCAUGUUUGUAAAUCUCAGUGCUGUCAUGCUUCAUCUUUGUGAGCCAUUUUUGGAUGCAAAUUUAACCAAAAGGAAUAAAAUUGAUCCAAAAUAUGUACACUACUCCAACCGUUUGAAGCUAAGUGGGUUGACUGCUCUACAUGCAUCAUCGGAAGAAGUUACUGAAUGGCUUAAUAGCAAUAAACGGGCUAAUGGAAACAAUCAAAAUAAUGAUGGCCAGAAACGCUUGGAGCAAUCUCAAGAAGCAAGUAGUUCUGGUAGUAAUGCUGGUGAGCUUUCAAAUGAAAUUUCUGGACAUGGUGAAAAGACGGAAUAUCAUUUCAUUUGUGAAUGCUUCUUUAUGACUGCAAGAGUGCUCAACUUGGGCCUUUUAAAAGCAUUUUCUGAUUUCAAACACUUAGUUCAGGAUAUUUCUAGAUGUGAAGAUGCUCUUUCAACACUAAAAGCCAUGCAAGAGCAAUCUCCCACCCCCCAAUUGCAAUUGGAUAUAACUAGACUUGAGAAAGAAUUGGAAUCGUACUCACAGGAAAAGCUUUGUUAUGAAGCUCAAAUAUUGCGGGAUAACACGCUUAUUCAGAAUGCACUAUCCUUCUACCGUUUGAUGAUUGUUUGGUUGGUUAGCUUGGUUGGUGGAUUUAAGAUGCCUCUACCAUCGACUUGCCCAAUGGAAUUUGCCACUAUGCCUGAGCAUUUUGUAGAAGAUGCCAUGGAACUUCUAAUAUUUGCUUCCCGGAUUCCCAAGGCCUUGGAUGGAGUUGUGCUGGAUGAGUUUAUGAACUUCAUAAUUAUGUUUAUGGCUAGCCCUGAAUUCAUCAAAAACCCAUAUUUAAGAGCAAAGAUGGUCGAAGUCUUGAACUGUUGGAUGCCCCGUAGGAGCGGUUCAUCUGCCACAGCUACUUUAUUUGAAGGCCACCAACUGUCUCUGGAGUAUCUUGUGAGGAAUCUUCUAAAACUCUAUGUUGACAUUGAGUUCACCGGGUCUCACACGCAGUUCUAUGACAAAUUUAAUAUCCGCCAUAAUAUAGCCGAACUCCUUGAAUACCUGUGGCAGGUCCCUAGUCAUCGUAAUGCUUGGAGACAGAUUGCUAAGGAAGAGGAAAAGGGUGUUUAUCUGAAUUUCUUAAACUUCCUGAUUAAUGAUAGUAUUUAUCUUCUUGAUGAAAGUCUCAACAAAAUUCUUGAGCUAAAAGAGUUGGAGGCUGAAAUGUCAAAUACAGCUGAGUGGGAACGACGGCCACUUCAAGAGAGGCAGGAGAGGACACGGUUAUUCCAUUCUCAAGAAAAUAUUAUUCGGAUAGAUAUGAAGUUGGCAAAUGAAGAUGUGAGUAUGCUUGCAUUUACAUCAGAGCAGAUUACUGCUCCAUUCCUACUUCCAGAGAUGAUGCUCAAUUACUUUCUGCUGCAACUAGUGGGUCCCCAAAGAAAAUCCCUUAGUCUGAAAGAUCCUGAGAAAUAUGAAUUUCGGCCAAAGCAUUUGCUUAAACAGAUUGUGCACGUAUAUGUUCACCUGGCAAGAGGUGAUUCAAAUUCCAUCUUCCCAGCUGCCAUCUCCAAGGAUGGUCGAUCAUACAAUGAUCAGUUGUUUAGUGCUGCAGCAGAGGUUCUUCAUAUAAUAGGUGAGGAUGGGAGAAUCAUACAAGAAUUCAUUCAACUCGGUGCUAAGGCAAAAGUUGCAGCUUCUGAAGCCAUGGAUACUGAAGCUACCUUGGGAGAAAUUCCAGAUGAAUUCCUUGAUCCAAUUCAAUACACUUUAAUGAAGGAUCCUGUCAUCUUACCUUCUUCAAGAAUCGUAGUUGAUCGACCUGUCAUACAGAGGCACCUUCUUAGUGAUAGCUCCGACCCAUUCAACCGAUCCCAUCUUACCGCCGACAUGUUGAUUCCUGAUACUGAACUCAAAGCAAGAAUAGAGGAGUUUGUCAAGUCCCAGGAAAUGAAGAAACGUAGUGAAGGUAUAAGCAUACAGAGCACCAAGGACACGAUUCAGACAACAAAUGGGGAAAUGUUGAUCGACUAGGUAAAUAAAUAUUCAACUUUCAUAAAUUUCCGAUAAUGUAAGGUCGCCAGAUUGAUUACUAUGAUGUAUCUUAUUUCAUACAAGUUUUAGGUGUAUCCUAUUUGUAGGAAAUUGAAUCUUAUCGUUUCAAUGAGCUUCUUCGUAUAAUGGCAGCAUAGAGCUUCAAACUACAAGUUGCAGUGUGUGUUUGGUAUCUCAAACGUUUAGAUAAUAUUUGGUUAGAGUGGAUCGAGUUUUCUGUCUAA
This is a messenger RNA of Arachis ipaensis, 3491 nucleotides long. The record is from RefSeq and is a predicted model, not a curated record. NCBI's taxonomy places the organism in Eukaryota, Viridiplantae, Streptophyta, Magnoliopsida, Fabales, Fabaceae.